AUUGACAACCUCUAGUCAAGAGUAGGCCAGUAUAUAAACCCAACACGCCUAGUUAUUAACGUCUUGCUACUCUCUGAGGUAUCCAGGUAGACAACAAACAUGACAUCUAGAACUGUACGAUUCAUAGUACUAUUAGGGCUCUUAACGAAUGUACUAGGCGUAUCUAUCGUUAAAAGACAGGCAGAUACCGGAAAUGCUGACACUAAGAAUGACGCCGACCUAUGUAAAGGACGCUCUCCUAGUGAGUAUUUCCGUCUAACAACAAAGGAAGACUGCCGAGAUGUGGUCCGUUGUUCAGUGCAAGGUCUCUUGGCUCUGCGGUGCCCGACGGGGUUAGCAUUUGAUGUCGAAAAACAAACUUGCGACUGGAAAUCUCAAGUAAAGAACUGUGACCAAGUCGAGAAACCACGGUUGGCCACACCUCUACUAUCUACAGACGAGCCAAUCUGUAGUGAGAACCAGCUGGCUUGUGGAAAUGGUGAUUGUAUUGAACGUAAUUUGUUCUGCGAUGGAGAGGCUCAGUGUUCUGAUGGAUCCGACGAAAACGCUUGUACAAAAGAAACAGAUCCUAACCGAGCGCCUCCUUGUGACACAAAGCAGUGUAUUCUGCCAGACUGUUUCUGUUCUUCUGACGGAACUUUAAUACCUGGAAACAAAGAUCCAAACAAUAUUCCUCAGAUGGUCAUGAUUACUUUUGAUGACGCUAUCAACAACAAUAAUAUCGACAUUUACAAUGAAAUCUUCAGGGAAGGCAGAAAUAAUCCUAAUGGAUGUGCAAUCAAGGGUACCUUCUUUAUUUCACAUAAAUACACCAACUACUCUGCAGUUCAGGAAUUUCACCGAAAAGGGCACGAAAUUGCAGCACAUUCCAUCACACACCGAGAUGACGAGACAUAUUGGAGCAGCGCUAAUCUCGAAACUUGGGCUAAGGAAAUGGCAGGAGUGAGAUUAAUCUUGGAAAAAUAUGCCAAUAUCACUGACAACUCAAUCGUUGGUGUUCGUUCUCCUUACUUGCGAUUGGGUGGUAACGCUCAGUUCCGUAUGAUGGAAGAACAAGCAUUCCUGUACGACUCCUCCAUCACUGCACCUCUGUCUAACCCUCCUCUGUGGCCCUACACCCUCUACUUCAGCAUGCCUCACAAGUGCCAUGGUAAUGGACAGAACUGUCCUACACGUUCACACGCUGUCUGGGAGAUGGUCAUGAAUGAGCUGGACCGUCGCGAAGAUCCAACUUUCGAUGAAAAUCUGGCUGGUUGUGCUAUGGUGGACAGCUGUAGUAACCUGAUUACUGGAGACCAAUUCUACAAUUUCCUCAACUACAACAUGGAGAGACACUAUACUACCAAUAGGGCUCCUCUUGGCCUGUUUUUCCACGCCGGAUUUCUCAAGCUGAAUCCUGAAUUCAUGGAUGCACUGCUAAGUUGGAUGGAUGAAAUGCUGGACAAAAAGGACAUUUACUUCGUAACAAUGACCCAGGUUCUCCAAUGGAUGCAAAGUCCCACAGAGCUUAGUUCAAUACAGAAUUUCGGCCCAUGGAAAGAAAAAUGUGAGGUCAAAGGUCAGCCUUACUGCAGUAUCCCCAACGCUUGCCCAUUGACGACACGGGAACUUCCAGGAGAGACCGUUCGACUACAUACCUGUAUGGAAUGUCCCCAGAAUUAUCCUUGGAUAGAAGAUCCUACCGGAGAUUACUUUGCUUUCAAGAAAUAAAUAUCGUUUCAGCUUUAACUAAGUUAAUUUUACAUGAAGUUUCACCAUUUAUGUAUUAUGCCUUAAAACUCCAUCUUUGUCUUUCCAGUAUUUUUAUAAUUUCAUACUUCGUUGCCUUGUUUUAUAGAUCACUGACCUAAUUUUUGUCGGGCCUUUUUAGGUACACCUCUACAUGUACAUACGGAAGUAUUAUUCCAUUUAUACGCAUGCAAUCAUUCCUCUCAAGCGGUAAUUCUGUGACCUCCGAUCGAAUGAGGGAUGAGAGUCUUGGCCCAAAUUCUACUAGUUAAGUUGCAGUUUUAAUAUUUGUUUUAUCAUCUAAAGCAGUGGUUCCCAAGCGUUUUUGUUCGCGGAUCUGUGUUUUUUUUUGGGAGGGGGGAAUUGAUGAAUCACAAGAUAACAGUAUAAUUUAACAAAACCAAAUAAGCUCAUGAAUUCACUAUAAUAUUAUUGUUAACCACAAGUUUAUUUUAAUGCGAUGGAUCAUUGGUACACCUGUUUUUCCUGAGCAAAGUUCUGUAAUAUUUGUCAGGUUUAGGUUCAGCAUUCAUUCUGCUUCUGUUUUUAAACUUCAGAGCCGCAGGUAAUUAAAAUCCUAUCUCGCACAGGUAAGUAGUGAUAAAUAACAUCAGAAAACGAACCGUUUUGUCUACAAAAUUCUCCAGUUCUUGGAAUAUAAAACUGUAAUAGUGGAUAUUUUAAAAACUCUGAACUUAAUGUUACGUUGCAAGAAAGCUCCAAUAAAGGCUCUUUUUUCGUAUAGAAAACACCCAAAUAAAUAAUGUAUUUUCAUACUUUAACUCAAAAGUCGUAUAACGUAGAGUUGUAUCCUAUUCCAUUUAGUUUUUCCAGUGUUCUUCCUGCUCAUAUAGCUGCAUUUUUAAGGUCUCAAGUGUCGCAUUUGUUCCGGGAUCUACAUAAUCUUCCUUUCCCAUAAGUAUGAAACCUUUCCGCGGACCACUAGCUCCACGAAUUACUGUUUGUGAACCUCUUAACUAAAGUAUAAAUAAAAUAAAAAAAUCUCAAAAUGAGACACUAGCACACGAUAGUGUGGUAAUGUCUUACGAAGAAAGAUGAAAGUUGACAUAUUUCCAGUCGCCUAAACUUUCUUGUUUCUUUGUAUUUGAACUUGUAGGUCUUAUAUAGUCAUCCCUAGCUUAGAGGGAGCUAACUUGUCCACAUGUACAGAAAAGUUUAAACGUAAGAAAAAAUGCUCGAUAGGCGUUUGUUUUCUUUAAUAAACAUUUCUAGUUUAACUUUGUUUUAAUGUGUUUUUAUUUGAUCACGAACUCGUUUAAGUUUGAAAUGUAUUGGCUAAAAUGAAAAAAAACAACAAAAAAACACGAUGCAUAGUAGUUAGUUAGUAAGUGUAUUUAAUCCUUUUAAAAGCCUAUUUUAUUAACAUCAAUGGGAAGGGCAAUUAUUUGAAUCAAACAGGCCACUAAUUUUAUUAUAAUAGCUAAUCGAUUUGGCUCGAGAAAA
Limulus polyphemus (Atlantic horseshoe crab) is the source of this 3192-nucleotide messenger RNA. RefSeq lists its product as uncharacterized. Gene Ontology annotation, biological process: carbohydrate metabolic process. NCBI's taxonomy places the organism in Eukaryota, Metazoa, Arthropoda, Merostomata, Xiphosura, Limulidae. Bases 100 to 1710 code for a protein of 536 amino acids. The transcript has 5 exons. Gene Ontology annotation, cellular component: extracellular region. The record is from RefSeq and is a predicted model, not a curated record. Gene Ontology annotation, molecular function: chitin binding; hydrolase activity, acting on carbon-nitrogen (but not peptide) bonds; protein binding.